GUUAAUUCAUUUUUUCACGUAGUAACGUAACACACUUACCUCUCCUCAACUUCUUUACCUCUUUAUUGUCCUUCAUCCAAACAGACCUUAGGGCCUACUUACUAUUAAAACAAACUUCACGCAGAAAAAUUAUUCCUCCUUCAUCGUCUCACUCUGCUCGGUUCUAGUCUUGGACCUUGUUGACAGGAAGGAGAGGGAGAGCUUACAGUCUCUGGUCUGUGUGUGUGUCCAAAUAGUUUAGCAAAAUGGGUAAAGGAGGGAUGUCUCACGGCGAAAGCAAAGAUGGACAGCAAGAGAAUAUGGCUGCUUGGCUUCUUGGUGUCAAUAACCUCAAGAUUCAGCCUUUCAAGCUCCCUCCUCUCGGACCCCAUGAUGUUAGAGUAGCGAUGAAAGCUGUCGGUAUCUGUGGAAGUGAUGUUCAUUUUCUUAAGACCUUGAGAUGUGCAGAUUUUGUAGUGAAGCAGCCGAUGGUGAUUGGCCAUGAAUGCGCUGGGAUCAUCGAGGAGGUUGGAAGUGAAGUUAAGCAUCUUGUGCCUGGAGACCGUGUGGCACUGGAACCAGGCAUCAGUUGUUGGCGAUGCAACGUUUGCAAAAAAGGUCGAUACAAUCUAUGCCCCGAGAUGAAGUUUUUUGCAACUCCACCGGUACACGGUUCUCUAGCCAAUCAGGUGGUGCACCCUGCAGAUCUGUGUUUUAAAUUACCAGAAAAUGUGAGCUUGGAGGAAGGGGCAAUGUGUGAGCCCCUAAGUGUUGGUGUUCAUGCUUGUCGUCGGGCUAAUAUUGGUCCAGAAACAAAUAUCCUAGUGAUGGGAGCAGGGCCCAUAGGCCUUGUCACACUGCUAGCAGCUCGUGCUUUUGGAGCACCCAGAAUUAUCAUUGUGGAUGUGGAUGACUAUCGUUUAUCUGUUGCCAAGGAUCUCGGUGCUGAUGGGAUUGUUAAAGUUUCAACAAAUAUUCAGGACAUACCUGAGGAAGUGUUGCUGAUCCAUAAAGCCAUGGGAGCUGGAGUGGAUGUCACUUUUGACUGUGCAGGCUUUAACAAAACCAUGUCAACAGCACUGAGUGCCACUCGACCGGGUGGUAAAGUUUGCCUUGUGGGAAUGGGCCAUAAUGAGAUGACUGUCCCUCUUACACCAGCUGCAGCGAGGGAGGUUGAUGUCAUCGGUGUAUUCCGGUAUACGAACACAUGGCCACUGUGUCUUGAAUUCUUGAGGAGCGGUAAGAUUGAUGUGAAGCCCCUGAUAACCCAUAGGUUUGGUUUCUCACAGAGGGAGGUUGAAGAAGCCUUUGAAACUAGUGCUCGUGGAGGUAGCGCCAUCAAGGUCAUGUUUAAUCUGUAAAAUCAGCUGUAGCCUGGACGCUAUGAAAGCCGCUUCUAUGAGAAAAUUUAAAUAAAGCCGUACAGAUAAGAUAGUUAAAUAAUAUAAACUUCUUGGUGUUUAAAAUGAUAUUUGGAUUUUAUAUCUUAGUUAUUGCCUUAAUAUAUCUUAGUUAUCAAGUAGAAAGAGACUGCGAAUUACUUC
Molecule: messenger RNA, 1523 nt
Organism: Hevea brasiliensis (rubber tree)
Lineage: Eukaryota; Viridiplantae; Streptophyta; Magnoliopsida; Malpighiales; Euphorbiaceae
Product: sorbitol dehydrogenase
Exons: 6
Coding region: 246-1340 (364 amino acids)
Molecular function (GO): zinc ion binding; oxidoreductase activity, acting on the CH-OH group of donors, NAD or NADP as acceptor
Source: RefSeq, a predicted model, not a curated record